ACUCCUCUUUGAGGGGACGCGUCUUCCCUCACACUGUCCGCUAGUGCCGAGGGUAGGGGGGAUUAAAAGUAUCUAAAGUUGAUUUUUUUAUCCUCCCUGCUGUUCCACAUCCCCCGUUUCCUUCUCUUACAUCGCCGGGUUUGCACGGUUAACGUGCGAAGGCAGCGCGCAGGAGCAUGGCGCUGAGAGGACUUCUUCUAACGGCUCUUUGCCUCAGCUCACUGGGGCCAGGGCUGCUAGCUCAGGAUGAGUUUAAGGCCGUGUUCAGAGAAUGCCCUGUGGACCUUUUCUUUGUGCUGGACACAUCUGAGAGUGUGGCCCUCAGAGCCAAACCGCCAGAGUUUUACAUCAACCAGCUCAAGACCUUCACUAAGACUUUCAUCGAUGAGCUGAGAGAAAUGCGCCAGGCAUGUGAUCGAUAUGUGGCAUGGAACUCUGGAGCUCUGCACUACAGUGACGAGAUACAGCUGAUUAAAGGCCUGGUGGACCUGAACACAAAACGCUCCGAACUUAAAACAGCCAUAGAUGGCAUCACAUACAUCGGCAAAGGAACCUACACUGACUGUGCCAUCAAGGAGGGAAUUGCUGAGGUGCUCAGAGCAGGCUCCCAUUAUCAUGAGAAUAAGUACAUCGUGGUCGUGACAGAUGGUCAUCCUGUCACAGGUUACAAAGAACCCUGUGGAGGGAUACAGGAGGCAGCAAAUGAGGCCAGACAACAUGGCGUCAAAGUGUUUGCUGUGGCCAUUACCCCUGACCAGGAGGACACCAGACUGUCAGUCAUCGCUACAGAUGCGAGAUACAGACAGAACUUCACGGCUGCAGACAACACCCGGUCCACACAGCUGAACACGAUUCACACCAUCAUCAACAUGAUAACCAAUGAAACCAAGGAUGUGUGCUGCUCCUUUGACUGCACUGCCCCUGGAGGGCCGAUCGGACCCCCUGGAGAACCAGGGAGUAGAGGGGAAACUGGAAGACCAGGAAUGCCAGGAGAGAAGGGAGACACUGGGCCUGUGGGAAACCCUGGUGAUCCUGGACCCGUUGGUUACCAAGGCAUGAAGGGAGACCAAGGAGAAAGAGGUGAAAAGGGAGAGAGAGGCCACAAGGGCUUCAAGGGAGACAAAGGACAUUCAGGAAGAGAUGGAGUUGAUGGACGUAAGGGUGAAGCAGGGUUUCCCGGGCUGCCUGGCUGCAAAGGGUCAGCUGGGCCAGACGGUUUGCAAGGGGAACAAGGACCAAAAGGAGACCCAGGUCCUUAUGGACCAAAAGGAGGAAAAGGUGAGCCUGGCAGAGAUGGUGAACGAGGAAGACCUGGUAACUAUGGAUCUCUUGGGGAUAAGGGUGACAGAGGACCAAGAGGAGCCAAUGGGGACAAAGGGGAAAGAGGAGAUGAUGGACCACCAGGACCAGAUGGCCCAAGAGGCGAAAAAGGUGUAGCAGGAGAGAAAGGUGAACAAGGGGGCCGUGGAAACAGAGGACCCAGAGGAGAACCUGGUGACCCAGGUCCACGAGGCGAGCCGGGACGUGAGGGACCAUCAGGACCUAAUGGUGACCCAGGUGAGCCUGGAAGGGCUGGGUCUCCAGGUUAUCGUGGUGAUGAGGGUCCUCCAGGGCCAGAGGGGCCAAAAGGACCCAGAGGAAUUAAAGGAGCCCCAGGAGACAGAGGUCUGAUGGGAGAGAGGGGAGAUGAUGGGCCACCAGGCAAUGGAACGGAGGGUUGCAAUGGUUUCCAGGGUUAUCCAGGUCCCAGAGGAGAUCCUGGAGAACCCGGAAGCAGAGGAUCUCCUGGGCCAAAAGGAGAUGAUGGAGAACCUGGUGACUCUGGUUCAGAUAACAGUCAACCAGGACGGCCUGGGCCUAAAGGAGCAAAAGGCCACAGAGGCCCUGAAGGAAAGCCUGGACCACCAGGACCACCUGGGCCUGCAGGAGCUGAUGACUGUGAAAUCCUGGAUAUCAUUAUGAAGAUGUGCUCUUGCUGUGAGUGUAAGUGUGGACCCCUGGACAUUGCCUUUAUUGUGGACAGCUCUGAGAGUAUAGGUGCCACCAACUUUGCCAUUUCUAAAGACUUCAUUAUAACUGUCAUUGAUCGGCUCAUGAAGGAUCAGCAAAUCAGAUUUGGUGGGAAUGAGUCCCGGGUUGGCGUGGUGCAGUACAGUGGAGAAAAUGCACAGGAGGUCGUAAGGCUUGGUGACCCCAACAUCCGAUCCCUAACUGACCUCAAGCAGGCUGUAAAAAACUUGCGCUGGCUGGCUGAGGCCACCUACACAGGAGAGGCCCUCCAGUAUUCACUUAACAAUAUGAUUGACCGGCUGGUAAAGGAGAGGAGCGUAGUGAUUGUUCUGACUGACGGCCGUUCAGAUACCAUUAGAGAUAUUGUGCCUGUGAAUGUGCUGUGCGGAAAAGGGCUGAAGGUUGGUGGUAUAGGUGUUGUAGACUACGCAGGUAGACCACCCAAGGGGGAACAACUGGAUGAUGUGGCCUGUCUAAAUGAUCCCAGAAAAGGCUUCUCCUUUGUCCUUGACAACUUUGCCUUGCUCCUGGAUGAUAGCUUCCUGCAAAAUUUGACAGAGAGAAUGUGUGAAGACAAAAAGUGUCCCAAUUAUACUUGUCCAAUUUCCUUCAGUGAUCCCACAGAUAUCAUCAUUAUGAUGGACAGCUCAGCUAGUGUGGGCUCCAAGAACUUCAAGAUGACUCAGGAAUUUACCAAGAAGCUGGCUAAGCGGUUCCUGUCUGCAGAGAGGGUAGGAAACGUCCAGGUUCGCGUUGCUGUUGGCCAGUACAGCAGCAAUGCCAACAUUGAAGCUGAAUUCUCUAACAACGCCACUCAAGUGCUUGAUCAGAUUGCAGAAGCCAGCUUCAGGAACGCUGGCACACAGGUGACAGAGGCACUCACUUUGGCCAUCAACCGCUUCAGAGGUGGCAGGACCAGGAAGAAGAAGCUGUUGGUGUUUUCAGAUGGCCGUUCACAGGGCAUCAACAACAUCCAGAUAGAGAAGGCAGUGGAGCAAGUGAACAACAAUGGCAUUGAACUUUACGUUCUGGCUGUCGGGAAUCAGGUGAACGAAGCCAACCUGCGCACUUUGGUGAGUCGAGGGCGGCCCUACGACAACACUUACGCCUACCGCCAUCUGUUCAAGGCCCCUGACUACCGUGCUCUGCUCAGGGGUGUCUUUUACCAAACUGUGUCACGAAAGGUUUCACUGGUCUGAGGGGAAGGGAAUGUAAGCUAAGAAGAAAAAAAGUGAUUGGGCAAAGGGAGGGGCAAAGAAAAAGGUGUAUCAACAACAACAGAGUGGAGGGCACGGCAGUAGAACACAAGUUUGUUUGUUUUUUUUUCCUCAGUCAAUUGUGACUCAUAUCUCAAUUUACAUCAUGUAGGGUUUUUCAUAGUCAUGGAUUAUGUUUAAGAGACAGAAAAUGAUUCUGUGUAGUAUGGACAGUGACCAUUUGUAUGUCACUUGUAUGUCUUUGGAAGGAAAAGAGAUUAAUGAAUGUAAUCUCACAAUCAAGUCAUAUCAUAAUAUGCUUUUGUUGGACCCCAGGUUACUUUGGUGCUUCCAGCAUAUGAAUUCUAGAUUUAUGACCAUUCAUAUUCAUUGGAAAUUAGUUUUUCAUUGAACAUGUCCCUAGUUUUAUACACAGACAAUAUUCCUAUUUGCUGGUCAAGAGUUGAGCCUCUCUCUAUGAGAUGAUGCGUACGCUGAGUCAUCCUGCCUAUAUAUGCUGAAAAAAAAUCCCUGUUUGCAACAAGAUCUUGUUUAAGUAAUGUACAUGCUCACAUUGUGUGUUUUUUUCAGAAGCCUGGGGUAAAGCAGCCCUCAAAGCGGUCAUUGGUCUCAUUUUUGAAUUCCAUAGUGUAUCACUUGAAUAUGAAUUUGGUGCUAACAGUAUACACUCAGGCUCCUCCGGUCACUCAAAUACAAAAGCAAAGUUGUUUCAAAUAUCUCAGUGCCUUUAAUCAAAGACAGCGUUUUUUUUUUACCACUAGGAUUGUGUAAAAAUUUAUAUGUUUCAUAAAUGUAUUUGAAACCAGCCUUGGGGCUGCUGUAGAGGUAUUUUCAAUAAAGAAUGCUUCACUCCAUGA
Messenger RNA from Colossoma macropomum (tambaqui), 4084 nucleotides. RefSeq names its product collagen, type VI, alpha 1 (gene col6a1). The coding region runs from base 177 to 3209 and encodes 1010 amino acids. The record is from RefSeq and is a predicted model, not a curated record. Lineage: Eukaryota; Metazoa; Chordata; Actinopteri; Characiformes; Serrasalmidae. The transcript is spliced from 35 exons.